GGAAUUCCUUGCCAUUGUGUUGUGAAAUGUUUCUUAACUUUUAUUUAAUAAUUAGUUGUCACGUCGUCUUACUCAUCUGAACACAGAGAACUUCCAGACAAACUUCGGUCAUCGCCAAUCACAGGCACUCGAUUGUAACUGCAGCCAUGAAAAGCCAGGCUGUACGAGCAGCACCUGAAGGCAGCACGCUCGCUCCCGCACCGUCUCCGGCCAGGCGUUAAAAUCUCCUUCUCCUCCACGGCGAGCCUGGACCGGAACAUGGAGUCAAACUGAGCUGAACACAGCAGUGACUCCCUGAUCUGCGAUGGGAGAAUCAGGCCAGCAGGAUGGGCAACAAACAGACAACCUUCACCGAUGAGCAGCUGGAGGCGUAUCAGGACUGCAGCUUCUUCACCAGGAAAGAAGUCCUGCGGUUACAUGGCAGAUAUCGCGAGCUGGCUCCACAUUUAGUCCCGCUGGACUACACCAACAACCCCGACAUCAAAGUUCCUCUGACGCUCGUCAUCAACAUGCCUGAACUAAAGGAGAACCCAUUCAGAGACAGAAUCGUGGAGACGUUCUCGGAGGACGGACAGGGGAACCUCAGCUUCAACGACUUUGUUGACAUGUUUUCUGCACUCUGUGAAACUUCACCGAGAGAGCUCAAGACCAUAUACGCCUUCAAGAUCUACGACUUUAACAGGGACAACUUCAUCUGUAAGGAGGACCUGCAGAAGACACUGAACAAACUGACCAAAGGAGAGCUGACACCAGAGGAGGUGGCUCUGGUGUGUGAUAAAGCCAUCGAGGAGGCCGACCUUGACGCAGACAACAAGCUUUCCUUUGCCGACUUUGAGAACAUGAUCUCCAAGGCUCCUGACUUCCUGAGUAACUUCCACAUACGAAUAUGAGCCUGAGAUCCUGCAGAGGACAGACAUCUCACUUCGACCCUGUUUCCCUCCACCUGAACCCAUGUCGACUCAGUGCCUGUCUAUUCUCUUCCUGUCCAGCAGAACAUGAGGCCUGACACAGAGUCUGGUCUGGACUCACAGUGUAUAACACACAGUGCAGACUUUUAGGACAAAAGAUUUGUCACUGCAUGAAAUUUUUCUCUUGAAUUAAUCCUAGACUGUUUGGAAGCUGACGAGGAGUGACAAAGUAAGACCAGGCUAAUUUUAUACCAACAGCGUCUCUGCAGCAGCCCCGAUGUCCCGUCUGGACUCCUCAGAGACACAUUUGGACACACUGCAGAGGAAACAGAACAGGGCUUUUCUGACUUCAGUGCUUUGCAGAAGGGCCACAUUCACUGCCUGGAUUCUUUUAAAAAAGCACAGUUUUAAAGGGCAAAACAGUGAAGAGCUAUGCAAUCUUUCUUCAUGAAAUGCAUGUUGUAAACUGCUUCUAGCUGUGGUUAAUUUGUAUGUCUGCUGUCGUGAAAUGUUCUGGUGCAUAAUGACAAUCAUAGUAAACUGUAGUUCAGUUGAUGGAAGGGCUCUCUGUCGUCUUACCUGUAAACUUUGGCUUUGAUAAACUUUUUUCCUGCUGCCGACAAACUUGAUAGAACAGCUUUCAUUCCUUCCAGAGAAAAGGUUCUGUGGCUAAGGUCAAAUAAAAGAUUUUUCUGUGGCUCCAUGCUUCAUGAAGCUUCUUAUCAAAGGAAACUGAUUCCAGUUCAGGUCAUGAGGUCUGUCCUGUAAUAUGAUAACUCUGCGCUGAGAGACAAAUGGAUCUCGGUCUGCAGAGUCCCGAAGAGCUCGAGUUUUCUUGAAAUUAUUUGCAGGCAUUAGGGGUAAUAAUUGAAAGUUAAUUUUAUCUUCCAGAGUUA
This is a messenger RNA of Scatophagus argus, 1804 nucleotides long. Its product is annotated as calcium and integrin-binding family member 2-like. The transcript has 6 exons. Lineage: Eukaryota; Metazoa; Chordata; Actinopteri; Scatophagidae. Bases 327 to 890 code for a protein of 187 amino acids. The record is from RefSeq and is a predicted model, not a curated record. Gene Ontology annotation, molecular function: calcium ion binding.